CCUGACCAGUAUCUAGGCUAGAUUUAGUUCAGAGGCAUAAAGGAGACAACCAAAAUAGCUCAUCGAGGCCCAAAUUUAUUUAUCUUGGGCCCCGGGAAUCGGGCUUUUUUCGAAGAUGGCAGGCGAAUCAGACAAAUAAGGGCUUUGGGGAUGCACUCGCUGGACAGAUUUCCACGUAUUGUUGAAUUCCCUCCACACCGCAGAGACUGACAGCAUCAGCAGCCAGGAGCGGAGUCCUGCUGUCCCGUGGAUUCAUCACGGCACCGAGGCGAAAUACGCGCGGAAUAUGGCUGCUAUGAGGACUUUAACCGUGGCAGGUCUGUUUUUGGCGUUUUGCGCCUUGGGACUGAUAACCGUGGCGAUCAGCACUGACAACUGGUACGAGACUGAUGCAAGGCGGCACCGGGAGCGCUGCAAGAAUUACUCCAACAAAAGAAACGACCCCGGGUAUAUUUACAUCUCCAACCACAACCUCCCGCUUCGGAUGCUGCCGAAGGAGAAAAAUGUGGAGAGGAAGGGUUCGGCUGUCAGCGGGGAUGUACUGCUGCGGGCCAAGAGGCACUUCUUGCCUCCCGCGCCGGCCAUGGAGUCGCUCUGCAAUCGGCAUUUCAACUCCACCAUCACAGGACUGUGGAGAAAGUGCCACAGAGAAGGAUUUGACCUGGAAACGGAGGAUUUGAUCUUUAAAGGAUUGGUUCCGCGCUGCACACCAAUAAAAUACUACUACUCUUCCUCGGCGCUCCCCAGGAAUCUGCCAAUCAACCUGACGAAGACCAUCAGGCAGGAUGAGUGGCAUGCGCUCCACCUCCAAAGGAUGACCGCCAGCUUCAUAGGCAUGGCCGUGUCCAUCAUCCUGUUCGGCUGGAUCAUAGGCUUGCUGGGCUGCUGUCAGGAGCAUGAUCUGAUGCAGUAUGUUGCUGGACUUCUCUUUCUCAUGGGAGGGACCUGCUGCAUAAUCUCCCUCUGCACCUGCGUGGCCGGAAUCAACUUUGAGCUGUCCCGUUAUCCUCGCUCCAUGUUCGGGAUACCGGAGGACAUCAGCCACGGGUACGGAUGGUCAAUGUUUUGCGCGUGGGGCGGGCUGGGCCUCACUUUGCUGGCGGGGUUCCUGUGCACGCUCGCCCCGUCCCUCUACCCGCCACACACCCCCGUGGUGCACAAGCCCAGACAGGAGAACGGCUGUGUGUGACAGACGCAGUUAAUGGACAUCUGUUUCCUCCUGAAACGGUGACAAGCCCUGUUCCAGAGAGGAAGAGAGCGAGAGAGAGAGAGAGGAGCAGAAAAGAGAUCCUUUACACAUCUUGGCACAGAGAAAGCACAGGAAUCUGACUCCCACUCACUUAAACAUGAUAAAGAGGUGGCAUUUGACUGAAUUUCAGUUCCUCUGGUGCUUUUUAAGAUGUCCCUCUUUCAGAAUAAACUGUUGAGUGUCAUUGCUUGCUCUCCAAGAGGAGAACAUGAUCAUUUUCUUCCUGUAAUAUUUGCUAAUUUGAGAAGAAAAAAAGAGAAAAAGAAACCCUGGCAGAAGAUUAAUAGCACAACUUUGAAAUAAACUGUAUUGAUGAUAAAAUGAUGGAUGUGUAUCAUCACAUUUCAAAGGGCAACUGUGUAUCAUUAUGUACCCAUUCGAAACAAAAUAUGUACAUGUACUUUUUGAAUUGUAUGUAUGCAGAUGCAUUUGUGUUUAAUCAAGGAAAAAAAAUAUGAGCAUUCAGACCAAACUGUGUUUAAGGGGAAAUGUUUUGUUGUUGUUGAGGUCUUACACUCAUCGAGAUAUUUUUGAAGAAUAAAAGAGCCAUGCAAAAGAAUGGUUUCCUGCGUGGAGCACUAUUCAGACGUCGUAUAAAUGUUUUCGUGGCCAUCAGGGUUUGCUGGUGCGUCAGUGGGCAGAUAGCCCCGCCAGAAGAAUCAAAGCUUUUUACAAGGUUUUACAACCGUAGCUGAUGCACUGCUGCAUGUGUAACCAGGAGCUGUUUGCAGGCCUCGGUUUUAUGCAACCACUUCUGUAGAAAUGUCAGAAUGUCAGUGGGCAAAAUGUGAGUCAGUGACCAAAACUGACAGAAAUAGAAACAUCCAUAUAAAACAGAAAUAAAGAGUGAUGUCAUGUUCUGCUCUGAAUUAGAGCGAAAUAAAAUCCCCAUUUACAUACAUCAGUGACACAUGCAGACUGAUCCAGAGAUCCUACCAAGCAAGUGUGUGUUAUGAGGAGUACUCAGAAAAGUGGUUGAAAUAAGAUCUACACGUUAGCUGACCAGUUUUAUUUCAUAGGGGUUUUUUAUAUUUAGCUUUUUACUUUACCUAUUUUUUUAUUUUAUUUUUUUAAGCUUGAUUUCAACACAGGCGGUGGUUUGGUGGUUGGAACUUCCUCUUCACAGCUGGAAGGUUGCUAGUUUGAAUCCCAGAUGGGGCUUUUUGUGUGGCGUUUGCAUGUUCUGCCUGUGUUUGCGUGGGUUUUUCCACAGAUGUUCUGGUUUCCACUCACAGCCCAUAAACAAGCAUGAAGGGUUACCUGGUGGUUGUACUGAUGCUUGGAGCGUGUGAGUGGGUGUGUGGCCCCCUACGAUGGACUGGUGAGGUGUCCAGGGUUAAACUCUGCUGGGACAGGCUCCAGCAGACUCCCAUGACCCUGCACACCGAACAAGCCAGUCAUGGAUGGAUGGAUGAUUCACACACCGCCUUCACUCAUAUCCCGGAGAUCCUCUGAUCAUUUGUACUGUAGGGUGUUACUCAGAAGUCAUGAUCUCCAGAGUUGUUAACUUUUGAAAUAAAAUAUUUCUUAGCUAAAAUAAAAUUCCGCACUAACUGGUGGUUUUUGCAAGUUUACUUUGUGAAGUUGGUCCAAACUCAACCAUUUCUCUUCAUUUCCGAGCUCAGUGCGGUGGUAUCUCACCAUCGUGAAUUACUUUAGUUAUUCAGCUAUGUGUUUUUGAUAUGCUGUAUUUUCAAUGUCUUUGUGUUUGUUUUGCAUAAUUAGUUCAGUCUUAUUGUUUCAAUCUAUUUGAGUUGCAGCUAUGUGCUUUUAUUUUGAAAGGUGGUGGGAAAUUUGGGCACAGCUGAUGUUUAAUUGAUUAGAGGACAGUUGGAAGUCAGUGGGCACCGGGGAAGGUGUGUGGUUUUUACCAGUGGGCACCGGGGAAGGUGUGUGGUUUUUACAAGCUUCAGACAGCUUCAGUAUCAGACUGAGGACAGAAUUAAGAGCCAUAAUUUCAACAUCUUGCUG
Cololabis saira (Pacific saury) is the source of this 3220-nucleotide messenger RNA. RefSeq names its product transmembrane protein 276a (gene tmem276a). The transcript has 4 exons. NCBI's taxonomy places the organism in Eukaryota, Metazoa, Chordata, Actinopteri, Beloniformes, Belonidae. Bases 287 to 1189 code for a protein of 300 amino acids. The record is from RefSeq and is a predicted model, not a curated record. Gene Ontology annotation, cellular component: membrane.